Messenger RNA from Galleria mellonella (greater wax moth), 2057 nucleotides. RefSeq lists its product as uncharacterized. The transcript is spliced from 2 exons. Bases 128 to 1999 code for a protein of 623 amino acids. NCBI's taxonomy places the organism in Eukaryota, Metazoa, Arthropoda, Insecta, Lepidoptera, Pyralidae. The record is from RefSeq and is a predicted model, not a curated record. Gene Ontology annotation, molecular function: protein dimerization activity; DNA binding.
AUUACUCUGACUCUGGUAACGUGACUUCCUGGUAACGUGUUAGGUAGGAAAAGCAGUAAAAAAGUGCAUAUUAAGGGAGCAGAUUUGAAAUAAUAUUUAUACUUAACAAGAAAUAAUUAAAGGUUCAAUGGGGAGACCUAAAGAUUUACGCAUAUGGGAGCACUACCGUACUUUACCAAACAAGUCUGUUUCUUGCAAGCUUUGUAAUAAGGUCUACAAAUUCAGUAAUGCUGCCAAAAUGCUUCAACAUCUUAUCACUUGUCCAAAAUCUCCAGAAACAUUAAAAGACUCUAUGAAACUUAUAAAAGAUAGCUCGUCCAAAACCAAAAUGUCUGGACUGUCAGAGAUAGAGACAAAUGAUUCUUUUAUAAGCCCCUCGUCGUCUGCUAACACUACAAUAAAUGCUGAGUUUCAAGACACCGAUGAUCAUAUAAAAACAGAAUUAGCGAGAGCUAUAUUUGUAACAGGGACGCCAUUAUCGAUGGUGCAACAUCCUUUAUGGAUACAAUUUUUCGAAAAAUUGCAACCAAAAUUUAAAAUACCUUCACGUAAAGCUUUAGCGACAAAAUACUUAGAUAAAAUAUAUAGAGAAAUGCGUUUUGAGUUAAAUGAGGAACUAAAUGCUUGUAGUUACUUACACCUUCAGUGCGAUGGCUGGUCUAAUUUAAGAAAUGAAGGAAUAAUAAACUUUCUUAUAUCAAAACCUCAACCUGCAUACGUUAAAAGUUUGAAUACAGAAAGUAAUCCUCACACUAGUGAAUACCUUAGCCAAGAAGUUGAAAAAGUAAUGAAAGUGUAUGGAGCAAAUAAGUUUCUUGUACUUAUUGGCGAUAACGCUAGAAAUAUACAAAAGGCAUUCGAAUUAACAAAACUCAAAUAUCCACAUGUUGUUCCUCUCGGUUGCUGUGCACAUAUCCUUAACUUGUUGUGCCAAGAUAUUGUAAAGAUACAAGAAGUAACUGUGUUUAUUAUGCAAGCCAUAAAUAUAAUAAAAACUGUUAAAAGGAGUCAACGAUUAAGUUCCUUGUUGAUAAAAUCAAGGCAGGGUGAAGAUUCUACACAAACACUAAAAUUGCCUUGUGCUACAAGAUGGGGAAGUCAUGUUACUUCGUUAAAAAGUUUGAAAGCAAAUAAGAUAGCUUUGCAAAUAUUAACAGUUAGAGAAGAUGUGGUAAUUUCAAGAGAUAUUAAAGAUUUAAUUCUAAGUGAUGAUUUCUGGACGAAGACAGGGGAAUGUAUAAGUAUUUUGGAACCAGUCACUGAAAGCAUAUUUUACUUAGAGAGCGACCAGAAUCGUUUGCAUCGCACAUACAUUACAUUUAGAGAUGUACAAGCUAAGAUACGUUUUGCAUUAAAUGAGAUUUCGACAUUGAGCGAAGAAAGCAAACAGCAGAUUCUAACAUCAGUAUCUUCAAGAUGCAAUAUGGCAAUGAGGCCAAUACAUUUUGCAGCAUAUAUUCUAGACCCCAGGACUCUAGGAGUCGAACUUACUCAAGAGGAAGAACUUAAGGGUAUGGAGUUUAUCUACAAUUUAAGCCAACACUUAAGUUUGUCAAAUGUAAUGGCAGAUUUGGCGUGUUAUAAAGCUAAAGAAAACUUUUGGGCCAGAGGAUUUGUAUGGAGCUCAUUAGAUAGCAUUGAGCCCCUAAUAUGGUGGAAAGGUAUUUGUGGUUCCACUGAGUUAAGCAAAGUAGCGAUUCGUAUUCUAUCAGCUCCCUGUACUUCGGCAGCCACUGAGCGUUCCUUUAGUAUCCAAGGCUACAUACAUAAUAACAAAAGAAAUCGACUUACAACUGAAAGAACUGAAAAAAUUUCAUUCAUUUGUUAUAACUGGAAUCUUAAACAUAAAGCUGAAUGCGAGGACAUUCAGUUUAAUGAAGAAAAUACCUUAGAAGCUUUCAUUGAGCAAGUAAAUGAACAUAACAGUUUAGACGAAAUAGAGCCUAUCGAACCUAUACAAUUCAUCGCUUGUAAUAACUCUGAAUCUGACAGUGAUUGACUGUAGUUUUACAUUUUACUUUCAUCUCUUUCUUAAUAAACUCAAAAUCAAAUUAAAA